AUGGAAGUGGCCAACAAUGUCACAGAAUUUAUAUUCCUAGGACUUUCUCAAGAUCCUGGAAUGCAACUGAUGUUCUUUUUCCUAUUUCUCCUCUUCUACAUGGUGAUCAUGCUGGGAAAUCUGCUCAUUUUGCUUACAGUUGUUUCUGAUCACCGACUCCACACACCCAUGUACUUCUUCCUUAGUAACCUGUCUUUUGUAGACAUCGCUUAUUCUUCAGCCACAGCACCCAAGAUGAUUGCAGACUUUAUUUCUGAGAAAAAGACUAUUUCCUAUUGGGGCUGUGUCGUUCAGAUGUUUACCUUCCACUUUUUCGGUUGUGCUGAGAUUUUUGUUUUGACCGUCAUGGCUUUUGACCGUUAUGCUGCCAUCUGCCAACCCCUUCGUUAUACCACCAUCAUGAGUGCCAAUACUUGUAUUGCGCUGGCAUCGGUGUCCUGGUUAGGAGCCCUGGGCCAUUCUUUUGUUCAAACCCUCCUGACCUUUCAGUUGCCCUUUUGCAAUGCACAGGUCAUAGAUCAUUACUUCUGUGAUGUCCAUCCAGUCCUGAAACUUGCUUGUGCCGAUACAACUCUGGUAAAUAUAUUGGUGAUUGCCAACAGUGGCCUCAUUUCCCUGGGAUGUUUUCUCAUUCUUAUGACCUCCUACACAGUCAUUCUGUUCAGUCUUCGAAAUCGGUCCGCAGAGAGCCGCCGCAAGGCUCUCUCUACCUGUGGGUCUCAUUUCACUGUAGUAACUUUAUUCUUUGUCCCAUGUAUCUUCAUUUAUCUCCGCCCAUCGACUACUUUCCCUCUGGAUAAAGCUGUAUCUGUAUUUUAUACUACCAUCACCCCCAUGCUCAACCCACUUAUCUAUACUCUGAGGAAUGAGGAUGUGAAGAAUGCCAUGAAACGGCUAUGGAAUCGCAAGGUCUUGAAGGAAACGCAGAAGGGAUAG
Sorex fumeus (smoky shrew) is the source of this 936-nucleotide messenger RNA. RefSeq names its product olfactory receptor 4S2-like. Bases 1 to 936 code for a protein of 311 amino acids. Gene Ontology annotation, cellular component: membrane. The record is from RefSeq and is a predicted model, not a curated record. The transcript has a single exon. Gene Ontology annotation, molecular function: olfactory receptor activity; G protein-coupled receptor activity. NCBI's taxonomy places the organism in Eukaryota, Metazoa, Chordata, Mammalia, Eulipotyphla, Soricidae. Gene Ontology annotation, biological process: G protein-coupled receptor signaling pathway.